AUGAAUUCCACCUUCGUAACAGCAUCAAAACCCAACGCCAACGUACCGGUCAGCUAUAGUCGACUGUACCUACUUCCCGGGAGGGAUCAGUCUGAGACGAACGAUGCAGUGGAUGACGAGGCCCAGCCCAUAGGAUGGGACCGCCGUUACGGCAUGUUGUUUUUCUCGGAAAGGUCCCUGCUCUAUGGUCCCUACUCGGUUGCCUCGGCAGAUGAAAAGUUCAUUCUCUCUCAAUUCCCCAACUUUAUGCGUGAUCGUGGGAAGAGGUGCCUGUAUCGCAUAUUUGAAGCCUACACCGCGGUCAAAUUGGAACGAAGUGGUCUUCGAGCUCGUCCCCGCGAUCCGGCUACUGAUAGAGUCUACUAUUUCCCCUGUCACUAUCCAAGCUGUAUUGCUCUCUCCGUGCUACAUUUCGAUGGCAAUAGUUGCAGAACUUGUGCCGCGCUGGUGUACAAGUUUAGAACUCCGGAGGUAGCUGCUCUCGCCUUCAAGAUGCUCACAGACACAAAUAGUGUACCUCGGAGACGCAGAAUCUCCUUAUCACCUACCACAAUUCCAGUAGCUCCGAUCCUCACCAAAAACUCACCCACUCGCAUCUCUUUGAAUAGAAACGGGUCCACUCGUCGUAUUCAAGAACGGGAGAUUCGGAUCGCAUUACCGCGUCGCUCUAUGCGACAAUUAAGGUCACGACAAAUUGACGUACAUUCGUCACCCCAUUGGAAUGAGUCCAAUAUCGACUUUAAGGGACCACGGAACAAGCGGAAAAGCCCACCGGAAAUCCCCAAAGGUCAGUCCCAACGUCGAGGCAAGAGUAGAUCUGGGGGACAGAAGCAGCAGAUACAGCUCCAGAAUCAAAACUGUUGCUGCUGCAAUCACCAGUGCAUCCAUCAUGUCGCUGGGAAAAAUUGCAACAGCGCUGGCAAAGGUGUUGACAGUGAGGCUCCUAAGAUCGGGAACGGGACAAUGUUGAUCAUUAAUGGAAAGAGGUAUCCCUUGAGCCUACUUCACGAACUGAUGAAUCAACUUGACGAAAGAGUGUCAACUUUUCGAAUUAGCAAAGAGAAAUCGACAAGCAGUAGCAACAGCGACAACAGCAGUAGUGUCAGUAAGGUCAGUAUUGACAAUAAUAGCGCAGAUUCGGACUCGGAAUCUAGCGAAUCUGUGGUUGAGUUGGUCUUUGACAAACUGAAGAAUAAUUCAAAGUUAAACGGAACUGAGAUGACCUUCUGUAAUCGAGCCUCAAAUCGAAGUGGAAUGCGAGGUGAUGUUGGAGGAAACUCUGUCACUGUGAUUCGUCUCAGCAGACAAGGUAAUUCAGAUAGUGAGCGGGAGGAUGAUGGAAAUGGUGGCAGGUACCCAGCAUCACCCAAAAAAGUUCUAGGAGACGGGACAACGAUAUACAACCUCUACAGAAGGCAGAGGUCUGAAGAUAGUAAAAGCAAACAGUUCAAUAACUCAACCUUCGCAGCAGAGGGGACGCCAGAUGAGAACAUGUAA
Molecule: messenger RNA, 1497 nt
Organism: Echinococcus granulosus
Lineage: Eukaryota; Metazoa; Platyhelminthes; Cestoda; Cyclophyllidea; Taeniidae
Exons: 1
Coding region: 1-1497 (498 amino acids)
Source: RefSeq, a predicted model, not a curated record